ACUUUAUUCUUAAGUACUUUGUUUUUUUUUCAUGCUUAUAAAUGCUAUUGUAUUUUUAGUUUCCUUUUUCAGUUGUUUGUUGCCAGAAGUACAUUUUUUUGUGUCUAUUAAUCUCGUAGCCUAUAACAUUGCUAAUUCACUUAUUGGUUCAUAGUUUUGGAGUAAAUCCCUUUGGGUUUUCUAUAUACACAAUGUGUCAUUUAUGAAGAUAGAAAGGUUUACUUCUCCCUGUCCUGCCUGGAAGCAUGGUUGUUGUUGGUUUUUUUGUCUCAUUUCCCCUGAUUAGAGUCCAGAACCAUCGGAAUGGAGGUGGCAGGCACUGUCCUUGCUACUGAGCACAGUGGGAGCUUCCGGUCCCCCCACCCCAGGACCAUGAACAACAGCACCUGCCCCAUCACCAGCUCCCCGCUGGUCACACACAUCUUCCACGCCUACCUGGGCCUGCUGCUGGUGCUGGGCCUGCUGCUCAACGGCCUGGCGCUCUGGGUGUUCUGCUGCCGCCUGCGCAAGUGGACAGAAACCCACAUCUACAUGGUCAACCUGGCCGUGGCCGACCUCUGCCUGCUCUGCACUCUGCCCUUCAUGCUCUUGUCCAUGAAUAAGGACAACAGUGGUGACACGGUACUCUGCCAGCUCUCCCAGGGCAUCUACCUGGCCAACAGGUACAUGAGCAUCAGCCUGAUCAUGGCCAUCGCUGUGGACCGCUACGUGGCUGUGCGGCACCCGCUGUGUGGCCGCGGGCUCCGCUCCCCGAAGCAGGCCGGGGCCGUGUGUGCAGUGCUCUGGGUGCUGGUGGUCGGCUCCCUGCUGCUUCGCUGGGUCCUGAAGGACCAAGAGGGUGGCUUCUGCUUUGGGAACCCGUCCCGGCAAAAGCCCCAAACCGUGGUCUUCUCCCUGUUGGGCUUCUACCUGCCGCUGGCCGUGCUGGUCUUCUGCUCUCUGCAGGUGGUGACUGCCCUGGGCCAGAGGCCAGCUGCCGACAUGGGCCAGGCAACCCGGAAGGCUGCCUGCAUGGUCUGGGCAAACCUGGUGGUGUUCGUGGUCUGCUUCCUGCCCUUGCACGUGGUGCUGACGUGGCGAUUGGCCACAGGCCUGAACACCUGUGUCAUUCAGGACAUCCUCUACAUUACUGGCAUGGUCUCGGAUUCCAAUUGCUGCCUGGAUGCCAUCUGCUACUACUACAUGGCCAAGGAGUUCCAGGAGGCGUCUGCAUUAGCCGGGACUCCCACUGCCAAGGCUCACAAGAGCCAGGACUCUCUGUGUGUGACUGUGGCCUAGGAGAUGACACAGGCGUGUGGGGACCAGAUCCAGGGCUCUCCGGGAGGUGCUGCCUACUGGGGAGGGGAGAGGGACUGUGACUAGUAGUGAAGAGCCACAGGAUGGGCCCUGAACUCACGAUGGGUGUGGACACUCUCCAAGAGGCCUGCUGGGCAGGGAUGACCCAGGCAUGGAGCCUGGAAGGUAAAAACCCCACCCCUGAGACGGAAGACAGACAGGGGCAAGGACAAAAGAACUGAGGCCUGAGCAAGGCCACCCGGGGACCCUGUGCCGGGAGCCGGUCCAUCCUUGCUGUUUCAAGGGACCUGGCAUAUAUGGCAUACUGUUCUUGGAAGGCAGCUAUGCUAACCACUAUACCACCAACCCAACAUACUGUUCUUAAUAUGUUUG
This is a messenger RNA of Myotis myotis, 1668 nucleotides long. It is a transcript of the gene GPR35, whose product is annotated as G protein-coupled receptor 35. Gene Ontology annotation, molecular function: G protein-coupled receptor activity. Gene Ontology annotation, biological process: phospholipase C-activating G protein-coupled receptor signaling pathway; positive regulation of Rho protein signal transduction. The coding region runs from base 304 to 1278 and encodes 324 amino acids. Lineage: Eukaryota; Metazoa; Chordata; Mammalia; Chiroptera; Vespertilionidae. Gene Ontology annotation, cellular component: membrane. The record is from RefSeq and is a predicted model, not a curated record. The transcript is spliced from 2 exons.